Anoplopoma fimbria (sablefish) is the source of this 4692-nucleotide messenger RNA. It is a transcript of the gene aclyb, whose product is annotated as ATP citrate lyase b. Bases 162 to 3470 code for a protein of 1102 amino acids. The transcript has 29 exons. Gene Ontology annotation, molecular function: ATP citrate synthase activity. The record is from RefSeq and is a predicted model, not a curated record. Gene Ontology annotation, cellular component: cytosol. Gene Ontology annotation, biological process: tricarboxylic acid cycle; acetyl-CoA biosynthetic process; fatty acid biosynthetic process. Lineage: Eukaryota; Metazoa; Chordata; Actinopteri; Perciformes; Anoplopomatidae.
CAGAUUAUGGUGCGACAGGGCGAGAAGAGUGAGGUGGCAAUUGACGGAGCUUGGUACGAGAACAAGAAGAAGAAGGAGAAGUAGAGACUCUCUGGCUGUGUCUACGUCCUUCGAGGAGGUGCUACGUUCAUUGACAAGGUCCUGUGCUUACUGGCGCUGCCAUGUCGGCGAAAGCCAUCUCAGAGCAGACAGGAAAAGAGUUCUUGUAUAAAUAUAUCUGCACCUCAGCGGCCGUGCAGAACCGCUUCCUCUAUGCCAGUGUCACCGCUGAGACCGACUGGGACCGCCUCACACAGGAGCACCCAUGGCUGCUGACAGAGCGUCUCGUGGUAAAGCCAGAUCAACUAAUCAAACGGCGUGGGACGCUCGGACUGGUGGGCAUCAACUUGAACCUGCAGGGUGUCCAGGAGUGGCUAAAUGCCCGCCUCAUGAGAGAGACCACUGUUGGGAAGGCAAAGGGUGUGCUGAAGAACUUCCUCAUUGAGCCCUUUGUUCAACACCAACAGGAGGAGGAGUUUUAUGUGUGUAUUUAUGCCACACGUGAGGGCGACCAUGUGCUUUUCCACCACGAGGGAGGAGUGGAGGUGGGUGAUGUGGACGCCACGGCCCAAAGGCUGCUGGUCGCAGUGGAUGAGAAGCUGAGUGAGGACCAAGUCACGGAGAAGCUCCUCACACAUGUUCCCGAUGAAAAGAAAGAAGUCUUGGCCAGUUUUAUAGUUGGCCUCUUCAACUUAUAUGAGGACCUCUACUUCACCUACCUUGAGAUCAACCCUAUAGUCGUCACCAAAGAUGGAGUGUACGUCCUCGACAUGGCAGCCAAGAUUGAUGCCACAGCAGAUUACAUCUGCAAGGCUAAAUGGGGUGAUGUGGAGUUUCCCCCACCCUUUGGCAGAGAAGCAUAUCCAGAGGAGGCAUACAUAGCUGAUCUGGAUGCAAAGAGUGGUGCCAGUCUUAAGCUGACCUUGCUGAACCCUCGUGGCAGGAUCUGGACCAUGGUGGCUGGAGGAGGGGCUUCAGUAGUCUACAGCGACACCAUCUGUGACCUUGGCGGGGUGGAUGAACUGGCUAACUACGGCGAGUACUCUGGCGCACCCAGUGAACAGCAGACCUACGACUACGCUAAAACCAUCCUCUCUCUCAUGACACGGGAGAAACAUACACAAGGAAAAGUGCUGAUCAUCGGAGGAAGUAUUGCCAACUUCACCAAUGUAGCAGCCACAUUCAAGGGCAUUGUCAGGGCCAUCAAAGACUACCAAGGUCCUCUGAAGGAGCACGAGGUCACCAUCUUUGUUCGACGUGGCGGGCCCAACUACCAGGAGGGGCUGAGGGUCAUGGGGGAAGUAGGGAAGACCACAGGUAUCCCCAUCCAUGUGUUUGGUACCGAGACCCAUAUGACGGCCAUUGUUGGAAUGGCUCUGGGCCACCGGCCAAUCCCAAACCAGCCCCCAAUGGACGCACAUACGGCUAACUUCCUCCUCAACGCCAGCAACAGUGCAGUGACUCCAGCUGCAACAAGGACCGCUUCAUUCUCCGAACCCAGGACGUCUAGCGAUGUCAACCCGGCUAAAAAGUCUAAAGCAGGUCUUCCAGCAGAAGCGCAAGCCUCAUCAGGCUGCAGCGGAGCCAAACCCAACACACUGUUCAGAAAACAAACCAAGGCCAUAGUCUGGGGCAUGCAGACAAGGGCCGUGCAAGGCAUGAUGGACUUCGACUACGUGUGCUCCCGGGAUGAACCCUCUGUGGCAGCCAUGGUCUACCCCUUCACUGGGGAUCACAAGCAGAAGUUUUACUGGGGCCACAAAGAGAUCCUGGUGCCGGUCUAUAAGAACAUGGCCGAUGCCAUGAAGAAGCACACUGAGGUGGACGUCCUGAUCAGCUUUGCUUCACUGCGCUCAGCCUUCGACAGCACUAUGGAGGUCAUGCAGCACCCACAGAUUCACACCAUCGCUAUCAUAGCUGAGGGCAUUCCUGAGGCUCAGACAAGGAAGAUAAUCAAGAUGGCUGAUGAGAAAGGUGUCACUAUCAUCGGCCCGGCUACGGUUGGUGGCAUCAAGCCCGGCUGUUUUAAGAUCGGCAACACAGGUGGCAUGCUGGACAACAUCCUGGCUUCCAAACUCUAUCGCCCUGGCAGCGUGGCAUAUGUGUCUCGGUCCGGGGGUAUGUCCAACGAGCUCAACAACAUAGUCUCCCGCACCACAGACGGCGUCUAUGAAGGUGUUGCCAUCGGAGGAGACAGAUAUCCAGGCUCCACCUUCAUGGACCAUGUCCUACGUUACCAGGACACUUCAGGCGUUAAGAUGAUAAUAGUGCUGGGAGAGAUCGGAGGUACAGAGGAAUACAAGAUCUGCCAAGGCAUCACAGAGGGCAGGAUAACCAAGCCUGUUGUGUGCUGGUGUAUUGGAACCUGCGCCACCAUGUUUGCUUCAGAGGUUCAGUUCGGCCAUGCAGGUGCCUGUGCCAACCAGGCUUCAGAAACGGCAGUAGCCAAGAACCAGGCUCUGAGGGACGCUGGCGCUUAUGUACCAAAGAGCUUUGAUGAGCUGGGGGAUGUCAUCAAGAACGUUUAUGAUGAACUGGUGUCCAAUGGUACCAUCAUUCCUGCCCAGGAGGUGCCUCCCCCAACAGUGCCUAUGGAUUACUCUUGGGCCAGGGAGUUGGGUCUGAUCCGUAAGCCGGCCUCAUUCAUGACGAGCAUCUGUGACGAGCGUGGCCAGGAGCUCAUCUACGCUGGCAUGCCCAUCACUGAGGUCUUUAAAGAGGAGAUGGGUUUAGGAGGAGUGCUGGGCUUGCUUUGGUUCCAACGCAGGUUGCCGCGAUAUGCCUGCCAGUUCAUUGAGAUGUGCCUGAUGGUGACUGCUGAUCACGGGCCUGCCGUCUCUGGUGCACACAACACCAUCGUCUGUGCUCGCGCUGGCAAGGACCUUAUCUCAAGCCUCACCUCCGGCCUGCUCACCAUCGGGGACCGUUUUGGAGGUGCUCUGGAUGCAGCCGCAAAGCAGUUCAGCAAGGCGUUUGACAGUGGCAUGCUGCCCAUGGAGUUUGUCAACAAGAUGAAGAAGGAUGGCAAGCUGAUCAUGGGCAUCGGACACAGAGUCAAAUCAAUCAACAACCCAGACAUGCGGGUGCAGAUUCUGAAGGACUUUGUUAAGCAGCAUUUCCCCUCCACCCACGUACUCGACUACGCCCUAGACGUAGAGAAGAUCACCACCUCCAAGAAACCAAACCUGAUUCUCAAUGUAGACGGUUUCAUUGGUGUUGCCUUUGUGGACCUGCUUAGGACGUGCGGUGGCUUCACACGAGACGAGGCUGACGAGUUUGUGGAGAUCGGUGCACUAAACGGGAUUUUUGUCCUUGGACGUAGUAUGGGCUUUAUUGGACAUUACCUGGACCAGAAGAGGCUGAAACAGGGUUUGUACCGCCACCCCUGGGAUGACAUCUCCUAUGUGCUUCCUGAACAUAUGUCCAUGUAAUCCCCACAUUACAGAAUGGAACACGCUAACAGAUGUGACUGCCCAGAUGAGUCUGGCAGCAUUACACAUCUCACUUAAUGUAUAUGUACUCUCCGGGUAUGACAACAGUGGCCUUGGGAAAACGGGGCAGGGUGAGUCUGGGAAAUGGAAGUAGUUUUUACUGAGAAAAAGGGCAAGUAUAUUUGCAGAUUUAGUUUUGGGAAAAUAAUUUAAAUUCUGAGUUGUUACUUAUUCAGUUUUGACCACAGACCCAAACCAAACUACAGUAGUUGCUAAAGCACAAAAUCUAUUGGUACUUUAAAAAAUGGGCAGGAUUCAAAGCACAUUUCAAACUGGACUCCUGCAUUACAGAGUCUGAUUAGGUAACCUGCAGUAACAGCUGCUGUCAAGUUUGUCAACAAUAUAACAUGUUUUUGAUACUAUUCCAAAAAAAAUAAAUUAAUAAGCAUUUGCCUUUUUACGCCACACGACAGUGUGCUUAAUUAUGCUCCCUGGCUUUCCGAGUAUUGCCAGUAUAGUUUAAACAUUAGAAAAUAAUGUCUGUUUUAAAUUCCUUCUCCAAGAUUCAAUCCUAUUGAGAAAGAUUGUUGUCAUCACAAGAUAAACCACAUUUAUUUUUAGGAAUGGUCAUCUUUGUUAGAUGUUCUAAAAAACAGACACAAAUUGUUCCAAAUGGUUGACAUUACAGAGCUUAUCUUAAAAACAGCAGACAAACAGAUUAAACAAACAUAUGGUGAUUUAAGUGUCACUCCGAUAUUGCCUUUCCUAAAACAACCAGACUAGGUAGCAGACCAGACUAGAAUAGUUGGAAUUUAGCAACUAUUGUACGUUAGAUUCAGUUUUGAGUUGUUCAGGUCUUUCACACAAAGUAUGAAUUAAACUACUUUUGUAAAAUGUAGAUUUAUCAAAAGGGGACAAACAAAAUGUUUCAUGAAUGAGCACUUGAGUCUUCUGGUGAGGGACCAUGAAAAGCGUUUACUUCACUUGGGGAAAUGAUUACACAUAAAAUGGAUAAUAAAAAAGCUUUGUAUAAUAAUUGUCCAACUAUACUUAAGACUUGUUACCAAAAAAAAAAAACCGCUUUGUAACUGCCCACUGUACGGCCUGCUGUGUUUGCGCUUUGUUUUUGCUGUUUUUAUUUAACUGUGAAAAAAAUGCUUUGUUUUUUUGUAAUAUGCUGCAAAUGGUAGUAUAAUAAUAAAGAACUUAUUGUUUUACUUUU